This is a messenger RNA of Chinchilla lanigera (long-tailed chinchilla), 1978 nucleotides long. RefSeq names its product olfactory receptor 5B2-like. The record is from RefSeq and is a predicted model, not a curated record. Lineage: Eukaryota; Metazoa; Chordata; Mammalia; Rodentia; Chinchillidae. The coding region runs from base 186 to 1130 and encodes 314 amino acids. The transcript has a single exon. Gene Ontology annotation, biological process: sensory perception of smell; G protein-coupled receptor signaling pathway. Gene Ontology annotation, cellular component: membrane. Gene Ontology annotation, molecular function: G protein-coupled receptor activity; olfactory receptor activity; odorant binding.
AAUGUGUAAAUAUGUACACCAUUAAUAAAAUCAGCUUGCUUUUUAAGAAAAUUAUUUUUCUAGAGAAAAGUUUAAAUUCUGCAGAUACAUAACAUGUUGUACUUAUACAUUCUCACUUCAGGUCCAUUUCUUCACGUUUCUAUUUCUCACUGCUACAGAGCAUGUAGAGGUUCUGGACAGCACUGAUGGAGAACAGGACAGAGGUGACAGAGUUCCUCCUGCUGGGGCUGACCGAUGACCCACGCCUGCAGCUUCCCCUCCUCAUGACCUUCCUCCUCAUCUACACCAUCACCGUGCUUGGGAACCUGGGGAUGAUCCUGCUGAUCCUGCUGGACGCUCGUCUGCACACCCCCAUGUACUUCUUCCUCGGUAACCUGUCUCUGGUGGAUUUCUCUUCCUCCACAGUUGUCACUCCUGUAGUCAUUGCUGGGCUCCUUACAGGAAAAAAAGUCAUCUCCUACAAUGCCUGUGCUGCUCAGAUGUUCUUCUUCACAACCCUCAUUUGUGCAGAAAAUUAUCUUUUGCCUGCAAUGGCCUAUGACCGUUAUGCUGCAGUGUGCAAACCCCUGCACUACACCACCACCAUGACUGCAAAUGUGUGUGUGGGUCUCGUCCUAGGCUGCUAUGCCUGCUCAUUCCUGAAUGCCUGCAUCCAAACUGGUAACACAUUCAGUCUCUCCUUCUGUAACUCCUAUGUGGUCCAUGACUUUUUCUGCGAUGUUCCAGCAGUCAUAGCUCUGUCUUGCUCUGACAAACACAUUAGUGAGCUGGUUCUUGUUUACGUCGUGAGCUUCCACAUCUUUUUUGCCAUCUUGGUUAUCACAGCAUCCUACAUUUUCAUUUUUGUCUCCAUCCUAAGGAUGCAUUCUGGUGCAGGACCUCGCAAGGCUCUGUCCACCUGUGCUUCCCACUUCACUGCCGUCUCCAUCUUCUAUGGGACGAGUAUCUUCAUGUACCUGCAGCCCACAUCCAGUCACUCCAUGGACACUGAUAAAAUUGCCUCUGUGUUCUACACCAUAGUCAUUCCCAUGCUGAACCCUGUGGUCUACAGCCUGAGGAACAAGGAGGUUAAGAGUGCAUUCUUAAAAGUCAAGCGUACAUUCAUUUUAUCAAGGCCAAAUAAGCUGUAGGAUUUUCAUUGUAACUUUGGCAAUUGCAGCAUCUCUGGAGGUACUUCCUGCUCAGAUCUUGUCCAGGUACCAUGUUACAUUUUGAGGCCCAUAUUGACAAUAUAUUUUUGACUCUAUAACUUUUGACUUUUGACAUGAAAAAAUACCAUAUCCAUAUAUAAAUAUCGAGUUUGAGUGACUAAGACAUCCUGAGUUCUCCUGGCUAAAACAUCCUUAAGGAUAUUGGUGUGCACAUGCAUAAUACACGUGCUCUUUCCCAUACUUCAUGCCAUUGCAGACCUGUGUACAACAGGCCGAAAGAUGCCCAAAAAUCAAAGCAACAUCCACCGUGGUCUCAUAAUGGCAAAUGGAAAUGGAUGUGGUAGCUUUUAUCAGACUUGAAUAAAGUGUGCUAUUUGUGGUAGUUAACUCUAUGUGUUUAUUUGUCUUCAUUAAAUGAUAUUCAUGGAGCCAGCAAAUAAUCUUACCUUAUGUCUAUGUGUUUCCAUCAGAGUCUUGUAUUUAAAGCAGUGCAUUAGUAAAGAAGAUCUUGUCAGGGGAAGUUUGCGUUGUGGGGAGUUUUCUCUCUCCAUGUUUCUCUCUCUCACGUUUAGGACCUCAGCCUUCUGACACAUAGACAUCAGUUCAUGAUCUGUGCCUGUUUUUGGUCUUCGGUCUCCACACUUACCAGAGGCCAAGCUCCCCUUCUCUGCUUCAGACCCCAGCCAGCCUUGUCCUCUGCAUUGCUGAUAAAGCACUAAGGGACUUUACAACCUCCCUGUCUUAUAUCAUGAUGACUUUAAUAAAUAUCUGCUUCUGCAGCCAGAAGUGGCGGCAUAUGCCUGUAAUCCUAGUACUUGAAAACCUGA